AUGAGCUCACAAUCAGGGAAGCCCAGUUCAGGGAACGCGAGUCCACAAUCAACCGAGAAGAAACCCCGAAGCGCCGAGUCCCCGCCCAGAAGCCCAAUCCCGCCGCCGUAUACAGACCCAGACUACGAGCACGACCACGCUCACGCUAAGGGAGCCGCUGCAGUUCACGAAAGCUAUGAUCUAGAUGGCGAUAUAGAGCUAGGCCGUGUACCCUUGCUACCCGGGACGCAUGACGAUUUCGAUUUUAGACGCGAUCCGCCGUUUUCUUGUACCGUUACUGGCUUCUUUGCUUGGUUGCGGGGACCCACGCCUCCGCAUGUAUAUCAUAUAAAUCCUUGGUUUCCGAAGUGGCAGACUGCGCCGAUCAAUCUGGUAGAUCGGUUUGUCCCGCGUAUGGGAGCUAAGAUUGCUUUGCUUUUCUUGGGGUUGUUGUUCUGGGUGAUUGUUUUCUUUUCAUCUCUUAGAGCUUCUGUGGCGGGCCAAGAAGUUUCGGGAUAUGGACAGCCUGUUAAGCUGUCGUGCAACCAGCGCUUGUGGAAUAAUGCCACUGAUUGUGGGGUAAAUGGGGAACUUUGUCAACCGUUUGAUAAUCAGUCCUUUGCUUUCCGCUGUCCUGCUGGUUGUGCUCAGCAAAUGCUUCUGGAACCUUAUUAUGUUGGUGCAAAUGAGUAUAACUAUCGUCAUAUGGUUGUUGGUGGUAAACCAUUCAAAAUGGAUGGUCGUAAUAGCGGAAUUUACCGCGGAGACUCCUCUAUCUGUUCAGCGGCAUUACAUGCUGGCCUGAUCAGCGAUGCCAAAGGAGGAUGUGCUAUCCUCCAACGCAAGGGUGCACGAGAGCGGUUUCAAAGCGCCAUACAAAAUGGCAUUGAGAGUAUCGAGUUCAUGGGCUACUUCCCAUUGUCAUUUCUUAUAACGAAGGAAGUCUCAUCACCCGGAUCUAAAACACCAGAACUAGUCGAAUGCUCUGAUAUCCGCUGGCCGCUAUUUGCCUUCACUGUUUUGACAUCAAUCGCAUUUUCAAUGACCGUCACUUCAGCACCGGUCUUCUACAGUGUGACUUACUUCAUAGUCUGGUUCCAAGUUGCCAUGGCCUCAGAUCCCCCAACAGCGGGUUACUACAAUCUGGUAUCUGUCGGACUGGGCCGCUUCCUGCCCGGUGCCUUUGUUGGGUUCGCCUUAUACUAUUUCUGUGUCAGACACACUCUGUAUGACCUCGAAGCACAUAUCGACAAGACCAUUCUCUGGCUUGGUGGGUGCUGGGUCGGCGCCUUAAACACCGACACCUUUGACCGAAUUCCCAUCUCACGGCUCACACCACACGACAUCCAACAACAACCCGGUGCCGUAACAGCCCUCAUCAUUAUAGUGGGAUUCCUUAUAUUCGUGUUCUUCCUCCAAGCGCACUGCUUCCGCCGUGAAGGCCGGCUCCUCUCUAAGCUCCGUCUCUAUGCUUUCUUCGUCCUCCUCAUCAUCAUCCUCGUCGCUAUCCCACACAUGAACCUCCGCAUUCACCACUAUAUCCUCGCUCUGCUCUUCCUCCCAGGGACAACUUUACAAACUCGACCCAGCCUCUUAUUCCAGGGUAUUCUGGUUGGCCUCUUCAUAAACGGCAUCGCCCGUUGGGGCUUCGACUCCAUUCUACAAACACCAGCAGCCCUUUUGGAUGGCGCUAAACUCGGUACUGCACCACCAGUCAUCAACGCACCCGCAGUUGUAGAUUCCAACAAUCUCCUUUUCUCCUUCCCAGAGAUCCCCGCCAACGUAGACGGCAUCAGUGUUAUAGUCAAUGAUGUACAGCGCUUUCAGGAACUGAAGCCUAAGGGCGCCACAGGCGUUCCGGACUUCGCGUGGACGAGGGUUAAGCCUAAGCUGACAGAGUAUUUCCGGUUCGGCUAUGUGCAUGUAAAUCCUCUUGGUGGGGUUUGGUAUGAGGACUUCUCGGAACCUUCGACCUGGAUGCCUGAUGGGAAUUAUUUUUAUCCCGGAUAA
Penicillium malachiteum is the source of this 1989-nucleotide messenger RNA. RefSeq lists its product as uncharacterized. The record is from RefSeq and is a predicted model, not a curated record. Lineage: Eukaryota; Fungi; Ascomycota; Eurotiomycetes; Eurotiales; Aspergillaceae. The transcript is spliced from 3 exons. The coding region runs from base 1 to 1989 and encodes 662 amino acids.